Messenger RNA from Boleophthalmus pectinirostris (great blue-spotted mudskipper), 6340 nucleotides. RefSeq names its product casein kinase 1, gamma 1 (gene csnk1g1). Gene Ontology annotation, biological process: endocytosis; signal transduction; peptidyl-serine phosphorylation. NCBI's taxonomy places the organism in Eukaryota, Metazoa, Chordata, Actinopteri, Gobiiformes, Gobiidae. The transcript has 13 exons. Gene Ontology annotation, cellular component: nucleus; plasma membrane; cytoplasm. Gene Ontology annotation, molecular function: ATP binding; protein serine/threonine kinase activity. The coding region runs from base 337 to 1710 and encodes 457 amino acids. The record is from RefSeq and is a predicted model, not a curated record.
AUUCACGAGCAGCAGCGGAGAGAGCCGAGAGCCGAAGAAUGGACCGAACGGCUCCUGCUGCCACAUUACCGUGCAACAUCACUAACAACCAGGAUUAGCCCAGCUGUCCCGCAGCAGCACUAGCCCCGGUCUGCACCCUCUCGUCACCGUGCCCCGAGAGCCCGCUGGUCGUGAGAGCUUUGGGCCGUGCGAAGGUGGGACUGGUUGAGAUCUCCAGAUGUCGAGGCUGCUACUGCUCCUCCUGUCCCUGUGUUAGAGCUGCCCCGUCCCAUGAGAGUGUGCUCCGGGUGCUGCCACUGACCCGGGCUGUGGCUGCCCCCGCCGCCCCGCCCCACCAUGGACCAGCAGAGGGACAAGUAUGGAGAGCGGCCCUCCCGGAGCACCAAAGUGUCCCAGGGCAGCCGCAGCGGGCACCCCUCCAGACCCUCCGGCUCCUCCAGCUCCUCCGGGGUGCUCAUGGUCGGACCCAACUUUCGCGUGGGCAAGAAGAUCGGCUGUGGGAACUUUGGGGAACUUAAACUUGGCAAGAAUCUGUACACCAACGAGUAUGUUGCCAUUAAACUGGAGCCAGUGAAGUCAAGGGCCCCACAGCUGCAUCUAGAAUACCGCUUCUAUAAAACGCUGGGAACCACAGCGGAGGGUGUGCCUCAGGUGUAUUACUUCGGCCCAUGUGGGAAAUACAAUGCCAUGGUGCUGGAGCUGCUGGGCCCCAGUCUGGAGGACCUGUUUGACCUCUGUGACCGGACCUUUUCACUCAAGACGGUCCUGAUGAUAGCUAUUCAGCUGCUUUCUCGAAUGGAGUAUGUGCACUCUAAGAAUCUCAUCUACCGAGAUGUAAAACCAGAAAACUUUCUGAUUGGAAGACAAGGGAACAAAAAGGAACACAUCAUUCACAUCAUUGACUUUGGCCUGGCCAAAGAAUACAUCGACCCAGAGACCAAAAAACACAUUCCAUACAGAGAGCAUAAGAGUCUGACCGGCACUGCCCGAUACAUGUCCAUCAACACACACCUGGGGAAAGAGCAAAGUCGGCGUGAUGACCUGGAGGCUUUGGGACAUAUGUUCAUGUACUUCCUACGAGGGAGUCUGCCCUGGCAGGGACUCAAGGCUGACACACUGAAAGAACGAUACCAAAAGAUCGGAGACACAAAACGAAACACUCCUAUUGAAGUGCUGUGUGAAAACUUCCCAGAGGAGAUGGCCACAUAUCUGCGGUAUGUGCGGAGACUGGACUUCUUUGAGAAGCCGGACUAUGAGUAUCUGAGGACGCUUUUCACUGAGCUCUUUGAGAGGAAAGGAUACACGUUUGACUACACCUACGACUGGGUCGGUCGCCAGAUUCCUACUCCGGUUGGCUCUGUCCACAUCGACUCCGGAGCAUCGGCCAUCACACGAGAGACCCACAGAGACAGACCCUCCCAGCACCAGCCUGUUCGAAAUCAGACGGCGUCCUCUGAGCGGCGAGGGGCUUGGGAGGUGCAGCCAUCGCGACAGGCCAACUCCUCGUACCUCAGCUCCCACCUGGCAGCAGACAGGCACGGGGGCUCAGUGCAGGUGGUGAGUUCAACCAACGGGGAGCUGAAUGCGGACGACCCGGCCCACUCGAACGCACCAAUCACAGCCCAGACAGAGGUGGAGGUGGUGGAUGAGGCCAAGUGCUGCUGUUUCUUCAAGCGAAAGAGGAAGAAGAACUCCCCUCGUCACAAAUAAUAGUGCGGCCGCUGCUCACAGGCUUUGUGAACCCAGACCCUAUGUGGUUCCUGCGUGAGGAGGACUGAGACUGCACAGGCAGAGCUCUAAUGGGACCAGCAGUCACACGCCCAUGUUCAAGGCACUCAUGUCUUAUACCAGGAGUCCUUUCACAUUUACACUGUCCUGUCCUUCAAAAUUUCUGGGAUUUGUUUUUUAAUAUUUUGAAAUUUUCCCACAAAAAAAUCAAUACCGCAUCCGAUUGCCUUUUUGUUUUUAAAAACAUUUCCUGUGGACAUUUUUGUUUUUGAUUAACCGCCAUUUUCUCUUUUUUUUUUUUUUUUUUUUUUUUUUGCCUCCUGUUGCUUACUCACAAAGCCGCAAAGGUCUGACGUUAAACUGAAUGUAAACCAAAUCAGAGCCACCUUUGGGACUUGGACUAGCUGAACUACGCGAGGUCCGGUUGUCUCGGCUUAAGCCCUCCCAGCAAUUCUUCACUUUUUUAGUUUUUAGCUUUGUGACAGGCAACAACCUAACAACAUGGGGCUACUCCAUGCUAUUUAUGCUAUUUAUCUUAAUACAAUUUCAAUACAUACACACUGAAUGUAUGGACAGAAACAGCAUUUAUGUACUCCGCAUGGAAGAUGGAAGGAAAAUGAACGCAAGGCCAAUGUUUGACGUUAAAAAUGAGACCAAAUCGGACUGCAGAUUUGGAAGAAGUCAAUCAUAGUUGUAUUAAUAUUUGAUGGUAUGUACUGGCUAAACAAGGGAUGUGAUAGUGGACACCCCUGUUGGGAGAUCACUUACAGCUUGCUACUGUUCAAUGCCUUAACCCAAAAAAAAACAAAACAAAAAAAAACAACAAGACUGACUUUCGCAAAACUACAGAAUUCACAGUGCAGUUCUGGCACCAAGAAGCCUCAAGUUGUGAAGUUCCUUUCUCCCAUUGUUCAAGGUAAUGUAUUGCGAGAUGCCAAAUGAAAGCUAUUUAAGAUGUGACUGUGGCGUCUCUGCUCAAGCGAAGUUUAGCAUGUCUGUACCAUUUUAGCUGUUUUUGUUUUCGGAGGACUGCCUUGAACCCAAACCCUUAUUUCGACACGUCACCUUGCCUCCAAACAUAGUGAAUGACAUUUAUUUUUUUAUUUGGUGUUAUAAUGUGAAUCGUCUUGAAUGCAAUUAUAUGUUCCAUUCCAAAUAGCCAUUUUUGUUUUCGUUCUGUUCCAGUGGAAAAGACUGCACUACGUUGUUGACUGAAGCUUUCCCCGUCAAAGCUAAUUCUAUGUGCGUUACUUUAUGUAGCUGCCUCGUAUGGUCGGCCUUUAUCGCGGUACGGUGGCCCCGAGCGGACAAGUCGUGGAACCAAAAGUCUUGAUUUAAUCUCAAACAAAAACAAAAAUGAAUAGUGAAGGCUUUUUUUUCUUAAUUUUAAGUAGCUAUUAUGGUUUGAUUAUACUUAAAGAUGCAUUUUUCAAUUUUUUUGCGUUUUUUUGUUUUGUUAUAUAGUGUUUUUUUGUUUUGUUUUUUGCUAUUUUUAUUUUCCCUCUUUGUUACAUUUUAUUUAGUUUUAACAUUUAGUUUGAUUUACUAAGAAUUUUGAACGCCUUGAUCUACUUGUCUGCAUGACUGUGAUUUUAUGUUUUGGAAUAUCAUUUUUGUGCGCUGUGUUUUGCUGCUGUGACUUGUCCUUGAGGGCCACCGUACAUCUCUCUCAAAUAUUUGAUUUAGUGCCAUUACAUAAACCUGUUGCAUGAACGCAGUCAGGUCCGCAGUGAAUUUGAGGAUCUUCUCUAUUGACCCCAGCCUAACACUGUAAAACUUUGUAUUCCGCAUUCUUCUAAGUUAUUGUGUUAUUACUUGAAUAUAAAAAUCCAUCAGGGGGAACCUUUUUAUUGGUUUUCUCUUAUGUUUGGCAUCCAUAACAAUCAAAGCAACUAAAGGAUCGGAGUGGGAUCUCGGGGAAAGAAGGCUGUUUGAAUGACAGAUAUUCUCGUCUCUGUGCCGAGGUGCUUUUAAGUUUGUUUGCAUGGCCUUCCCAGACUAAAUCAAAAAGUAUUAACGUGCAAUGAGAUGGAUAUCAAGACAAAAUGGCUGCCGAUGCUCCCCUGAAUGCCCACAGCGCCGUUGCCCAGACUAGCCCGCGCCUUUACCCGUGCUACCGACAAAUAAUGCCCAUUCUCCAUCAUUGGAACGUUUGUUUAUUUUAAAGGGAUUGUACUGUGAUUUCCCCGUGGUAUUUUUUUGAUGAGGGACAAAUGACGUACUUUUGACAGCACGUAACUUUGAGCGCACACCCAGUAUGCAUGCAUCACGAAUUUCGGACUUCCGGUCAUCGCACAAUGCAUACUGGGAAGGAUUUUCCAAAAAAGUAUAAUCAAACCACCAUGUUUGAUUUCCCAGUGGGAUGUGUCUAUUGACAAAGCCAGUCUUUGAACCAUAUCGCUGUUGUUUCUGGUUCUGAUAUUGUCAAAUAUUAGUUUUGGGAUUGGGACAUUGUAAUUGUGUGGUUGUUGGAUGUAAAAAUAGUGAAAGACGAAAGCAAUGGGCAGUACUGAUACACAGGAAGGAUGAAAAAGGAAACCUUUGGCUGCCUAAAUCAUCCUGAGUUUGCAGUGAACAUUUUGUAUGUGGAGCGCCAUCAAAACAAAACCCCUAUCCCUCGCUCAGCCUUGGUUACGAAUUUAAAAAGUUAACGCCAAAGCGAAAGGCUCCAGCUGUUUGCCAAGAAACACCUUCCACUGCAAAGAGACCAAGACGUGAUGUUGCUGUAAAGCCACAAGAACAAGAAAGUGCUCGUUCGGCCUGUUUGUCUUCUGUACCUCUCGCUUAACAAACGGGAUCCCACUUUGAUGGUGCUCCACAUACAAAAUGUUCACUGCAAACUCGGGAUGAUUUAGGUUUCCUUUUUGGUCCUUCCUGUGGAUCAAUCCUGCCCAUCGCCUUCGCCUUUCACUAUUUUUCAAUUCCGUUGGGAAGGGAAACAGUUUGAACAGAGGUUUGCAGUCACACACAUCUGAUUACCUUUUGUAUUUAUGGAGUUCACUUCCGAAGCCCAUUUCUUGAGCCGUUAGAACAUCCAACAACCACACAAUUACAGUGUCUAAAAUGAAAAUAUGAGGAUAUCAGAACCAGAAACAAACGCGAUAUGUUUCAAAAGACAAGAAAAGAUUGGCUUUGUCAAUAGACGCAUCCCACUGGGAAACCAAACAUGGCGGUUUGAUGCUCACUUUUUCGGAAAAUCCUUCCUAGUAUGUAUUGUGCAAUGACCGGAAGUCCAAAAUUCAUGAUGCAUCUAUUGAAGAAAAUAAAAAUCACAGGAUUGUCAUGUACAGUAUUGUAUAAGUUUCGUCCGAUAUGGAUUUUUGUUCUGAGUCGAUACCAAUAUCUGAUAUUUGCCUUGCUGUUGCGGCCGUUAACUGAAAUUUGCCAAUAUUACAGUUUAUAAAAUUAACAAAAUGCUGAAAGAGAAAAUCUCAUGCACUGAGGACAAACUGGAAAUGAUGCGAUAUAUCGUAUCGAUACCGAUAUAUGGGUCAGUCUAUCGCCAAUAUUGCCGAUAACCCAUACACAACCCCUAGUAUUUUACCACAAUUUUAACUGUUCCUUCCUUCUAUCAGGUGAAUUGGUUUGUUAAAUUGGCCAUAGUGAUAAAGUUGAACAUUUAAUUAGUUGUUUUUUAUUCUAAUUUGCUUACAUAUUUUUUUAGUUUUUUUUUUAUGUGUACAUGUAGAAUCUGCUCAACAAGUAUCCCAAUUUGACCGAAAAGUUAACUCGAGCAAUCUGGCCAGUUUUAACAUGUCUCAAAACUGAGUGUGCGCAAACUACUCACUGUAGAGAAUAAUAGUAAAACAAACUAAUUGGUCAUACCAGAAAGUAUUGGGGAGCGCUAUAGGAGGGAAAAGUGUUUUAAAGUGAACGUCAGCCUGAUUUGUUCCGUCUGUGAACUUCGAGUGCAGCCUGUCCCAAAAGCUUUAGAUGUACACUCCAUGUUUAAGUAAACAGGUAGAGGGGAGGGGGAUAGGAGGAGGUGUAGAGGGUGAGGGGUAGGAGGAGGGGAGGUAGAGAAGGGUAGAUAGCGGGCGGAUCAUGGUUUUGCUCUGGUGGCUUUUCCGGCACUUUCCUCUGUUGCUGUACUGUACACCUGUCCUGUAUUUACUUUGAGGAGGAGUAAAGCUCUAUUACUGCAAUAUUGUGAUUAUUUGAGAAUUGUAAAUUGUACAGUUCACAGUUGUAGUAGUCAUUCUCUUCUGUUGGGGGUCCAUAUAAAUACUGAUUUGUUAUUUUUGUCCCUUUUGAGUGUGGAAAACAUGUACAGCUCCAAAAGUUUAUCCUUCCUUCUGAGCUAUGAUUAAGAGAAUUCUUAAAGUGUAAAUAAAUAUUAUUGUGUUGAAAUAUGAAUGUCACUUCAAAAUGUAUUUGAAUGCGUUUGUCAAGGGCUUCAUGACUGUGAGAGCCGCGCGUUUCUUUUACUGGUUUGGUAUUUUACUUUGCAGAGCGUUAAGGUCCUUUUUAUUAAGAUGCCUCUGUUGUUGUUUUCUCGGAUCAUACGUGUGUGUCACCUGUACCUUUGGAUCACUUUUUAUUCCCUCCACUGCUAAAGGGAAACUCCAGUUUGCACCCUUUUUUAUGUCAAAUAAAAGAUCUCUCCACCUUG